Messenger RNA from Argentina anserina (silverweed cinquefoil), 379 nucleotides. Its product is annotated as egg cell-secreted protein 1.1-like. Lineage: Eukaryota; Viridiplantae; Streptophyta; Magnoliopsida; Rosales; Rosaceae. The transcript has 2 exons. Gene Ontology annotation, biological process: double fertilization forming a zygote and endosperm; regulation of double fertilization forming a zygote and endosperm; regulation of protein localization to cell surface. The record is from RefSeq and is a predicted model, not a curated record. The coding region runs from base 62 to 379 and encodes 105 amino acids. Gene Ontology annotation, cellular component: vesicle; extracellular region.
GCUCAGUAAAGAAACUGUAACUGCAAAGCAAAAUUAAAUUCCAUCAUUCCAUGUAUAACCUAUGAACCAGAGCAAGAAACCAACUGCUCUAGCUCAAGGGCCAAUCCCACCAUCACCUUCUCCGAUAGGCAUAUUGCCAAACCCCAAUGAAGUAGCGAAAUGCUGGUCUACAUUACAGAACAUUCAAGGGUGCGCAUGGGAGAUUUAUACCUCAGUAUUUUCUGGUAACCUAUCCGGACUAGGCCCUGCUUGUUGCAAGGCAUUUGUUGGAGUUGAAGAAAGCUGCUGGCCAAAGAUGUUCCCCUCAAACCCUUUCUUUCCUCCAUUGCUAAGAAGCACUUGUAGUGCUCGAAAUGCCACACCUCCGAGAGGAAAUUAA